Messenger RNA from Paramecium tetraurelia, 3261 nucleotides. RefSeq lists its product as uncharacterized. Gene Ontology annotation, biological process: protein export from nucleus. Gene Ontology annotation, cellular component: nuclear pore; cytoplasm. The record is from RefSeq and is a predicted model, not a curated record. Lineage: Eukaryota; Ciliophora; Oligohymenophorea; Peniculida; Parameciidae. Gene Ontology annotation, molecular function: nuclear export signal receptor activity. The transcript has 8 exons.
AUGUAAACAAUAAUGACCUUCAUAGAAUAGAAAAAUUAACAAGUUCUAGAAUUACUUAGAAACUUUGUUCUAGAUUACUAAAAUAUUGACUUGUUUUAAAGUUUAAUACUAGAAGAUGGUAAUCCUGAAACCACGUUUGUUCUUUAUUCAAUUCUCUAAAAAUCUCUGAUAAAUGGAGAUCAUUUUACGAAUUUUCCUCAUCAAAAUGUGAACACUGAAUACUUUUAUAAUGAAUAUGACCAUCGAUUAAAUAUUACAGAAGUGUGCACAAAGCAUAUUGAAAUUGCUCUAAUUUAUUUGCAAUAAUCGCACAAUCAUCCAAAUUAUGUGUACAACUAAGUAAUAUUUACAAUUGCUCUUUUAUUGAGGAAAAAUUGGGUUGACAUUUUGAAGAUUGAAGAUCUCAUAAGUUCAAUUAUAACCAGCACUUUAUAAACAAAUAAAAUAGUCUUUUUUAAAAUAUUUGAAAACAUAAUCGGCUGCAUUAGACAAUAUUCAUAUGCUAGUGGGUAUAUUGAAUUUAGGAAAAUCCUCAAUAAUUUUUAAACAUUAUCAUUAUAGAGAAUAUUACAAGCGAUUCACUUACAAAUUAAGUAAUUGUAAGGAGAAACUUUAAUUACGUUAUAUCCAUAAAAUAAAGUAAUGGUAGAAUCCUUUAUCAACUUGUUAUAUUAGUUGAUGAACUUGAAUUUUAAUUUGAGCUAUUAUGAAAUUGAUGUAGAUCAUGAAGGAAAGGAUUCCUAAUUUACUAAUUUUCCAGAUUACUAUUUAGAUUUAAUAAUUGACCCUGUAUUUUUGAUUGAGCUUUUUCGAGAUACAAUCGGCUUCAUAAAUAUUGAUCAAAAUCUAGCUCUGUUUUGUAUAGGUAUGCUUUAAAGGAUUGCUUGUGUAAGAUUGUCAAUAUUUCACAAUAAGAAAUGCAAAGGAGGAUUCAGAAGAGUAAUGUGGGAAGGAUUGCUCUAUUUAUAUUAAAAUCAAGAUUCAUUUAUAAAAUAUGUAGAGUUUUCCUCUGAAAUACAUUCAUUGGCUGUUAGAAUCAUUAAUAAUCUGACAUUGAGAAAAAUAGCAAAAUUUUAGAUUAUUUUUGAUAAUUUUUUCUAGUUGAUUUAAUAAGUGUACUAAAAAACAGUUCAACUAUAUGGAGUCAAAAUUAUGGCAAAUAGUCCUAUAGUAAAAUUACAGGAACUUUGGAAUUAAAUUGGGUAUUAGGGUUCAUUGCAUUUACCUUCGAAUGAUGUAUUAAAUGUACAAAUAAAUAAAACGAUGCAAAAUCAGUUAAUUAUGGUUUUGUAGACAUUUUUUUAAUAAAACUAAUUUACAGAAAUUUCAUAAGAAUGCAGUGUCAAGAAAUUUAAGAAAUUAUUGGAUUUAACAUUCAUACCCUUUCAUUGUCUAUUUAAAUCCCACAUCUAAGAUAAUAUUAGUCUCAUUUUACAGAUGAUUGAAUAAUUAAGAGGAGACAAUGAAUAUUAAAGUGCCUCCGUUAUAUGUUUAACCGCUGUAUUUUUAUUGCACACAUCAAACACCGAGUAUUUAAAUUUGGGAUUUGAUUGCUAUAAUUUUGGAUAGAAGGAAGAGCCUAAGCCUAACCUUGAUGGAUAGGCUUAUAUCUUAAAAUUUAUAGUGGAACUUAUAAUGAAUUCAUAAGUAUAAAAGAAUACAAGAAUACUAAAAAUGGCAAUUCUGUCGUUUAUCGAAAGCUUUAUUACUACAACUAUUGAUUCAUUCUGUUAUGAAUAAGAAACACAAUAAUUUAAGAAUCUGUCUUAACUAUAUUCCUAAUUGAUACGUGCAGAUUAAAGAUACCAAAAUUAUUUAUUGGUUUUGGAGACUAUGCUUGAAGAAUGUUUCUAAGUAUUUACAUACGGUGAUCCUUUCUUGAUAGAAUUCAGUCUUAAAUUGAUUGAAUAUAUUUACUAGAAAGUGAAAAAGUACAUUCCCAGAAAAGUAUUUAAGGCAUGCAGUAUCACAGAUAUGCUGAAGUAAUUUUUCUUAUAAUUAAACAUCACUUGUUUGAGUACUCCUCAGUAUAUAAAAAAAAGAGCUUUGGUUUUUAAAAUAAUUACUAUAGUUUGGGUAGAUGAUUGCUCUGAUGAUUAUGUCAAUGCUCUUGUUGAUAUCUACAAUCAAAUAAAAUAAAGCAUUUUAACAGAGAUUAAUAAAAUCAACAUACUUAAGUAUGUUUGGGAUCUUAUUGGAAUAGCUUCAGAAAUAGAUGUCGAUAACAUUUACAGAACAUUCUUAAGAAUUAUAUACCCUGAUUUAGCUAAAUUAUUGACACCUGAAAACAUUGAGUUGUUUGCUAAAGACUAUGAUUCUUCGAUUGCCAUCAUUACAUUAUUCAAAGCCAUCUUCUACAAUAAAAACACUAGAUUGUCAACCGAAAAUAUUUAAUUAAUAUUGUAUCAAAUUUAUGGUAAAGCCAUGAAAUUCUUCAUCAUUUUAAUUUAAUAGUAGAUUCAAACUGCAAAAACUCAGUAAAAAUUGUCGGAUUUCUAAUUGAAGUAAGUAUCGAAACUUUUGGCUCUUAUGAGUUAAAUAUGUGGAUAGAAGAAAAUUAAUCAAGGAUUUUUCAUCAUCUACAAUGAUUAAUCUUUUCUGGAUCUUUUUAACUUAUAGAUAUAACUCAUCUUAAUUUAUAGACCAUUGCUUUAGCAUAUUCCAAAAUAUAAAAAAUUGCUAUAUGAAUGUUUUGAUUGUAUAUGUUAAGACCACUCAGAAACUUUAGCUUACAAGUCUGAGUUGAAUUCCUAUCUUGAUAUUUUCCUAAUUUGUAAAGAUACAUUAAAAGAUGUUAUUUAUGAUAACUAAGGAGAAGACACUAUCAAUGAAAAUUGUGCAACACUCAUUUUAAUUGGAACUCUAUUGAGCAAUAUAGCAACAUUUUUAGUUUAAGAAGCUUCAGUGGGAGAUGUAAAUGAUUUGCAAACAAUUAAAAAUAAAAUAAAUACCAUCAAUAUCUAGGGAAAAUAAUUACUAUGUGAAAUCUUUAACUUGAGCUGUUAAAUCACUUUAAUAUAUCCAAAAAAUUCAAAAAUGAUGUUUGCAAUCCCAGAAAUUCUAUUUGCCAUCUCUAUUUUUAAUCCAUCUGAUUUUGAGACCCUGCUUGUCACACUGAUAACCAAUCAAAUAGGAAUCAUCUCAAACCCAAUAAUUGAUCAAGUCUUUUUAGCAUUUAAGAAUCUCUAAGGAGAGUUAUAAAUUUCAAAUAAAGAAGAUUUUGUAAGAAGAAUUAAAAUAGUCUUAGAAAUGUAUAAAUGA